AUGGAAGAAAUUAUGCACCGCUUUGGAGUGCCUAAUAGAAUCAUAACCAACCUUGGUGCGCAGUUCACAAACUCCGAGUUCUGGGAGUUUUGCCAAGACAACCUCAUCGACGUGUACUACUCCUCAGUAGCGCACCCACGUUGCAAUGGUCAGGUUGAAUGCGCAAAUGGGAUGGUCCUCCAGUCCCUCAAGUCACGCAUCUUUGACGACGCGUCCAAAUACGCUACCAAGUGGCUACGCGAGUUACCCCAUGUCGUCUGGGGCCUAAGAACACAGAAGAGUCAGGCUACCGGCUACACUCCUUUCUUCAUGGUUUAUGGCUUAGAAGCCGUCUUGCCAUCUGAUGUGGCCUUUGGCACCCCGCGUAUCCAAUACUACGAGGAGGGCGAGGCAGAAAAGAGUCAGCAGGUUGACAUUGAUAGCCUUGACAAACAUCGUGUGGUGGCCCUCAUCCAGCACGCACACCAUGAGCAACAGAUACGGCGCUUCCGCGACCGUGUGGUGACGAACUAA
Setaria italica (foxtail millet) is the source of this 513-nucleotide messenger RNA. RefSeq lists its product as uncharacterized. NCBI's taxonomy places the organism in Eukaryota, Viridiplantae, Streptophyta, Magnoliopsida, Poales, Poaceae. Gene Ontology annotation, molecular function: nucleic acid binding. Gene Ontology annotation, biological process: DNA integration. Bases 1 to 513 code for a protein of 170 amino acids. The record is from RefSeq and is a predicted model, not a curated record. The transcript has a single exon.